Molecule: messenger RNA, 7740 nt
Organism: Acanthisitta chloris (rifleman)
Lineage: Eukaryota; Metazoa; Chordata; Aves; Passeriformes; Acanthisittidae
Gene: STAB1
Product: stabilin 1
Exons: 68
Biological process (GO): cell adhesion
Molecular function (GO): calcium ion binding; hyaluronic acid binding
Source: RefSeq, a predicted model, not a curated record
AUGUGCCUGAGAACAGUGUUUGAGGGGAAAAUCCUGAGUGCUGCUGCUACCAACAGUCUGCUGAUGACUGGGGAUGCUGAGCCCACAAGUUUCCUUGCAGCAGUCAGACACAGUGAUGAUAAGCAGCAGUGGGAAGCCUUGGAAUCAGUCUUUGUGCAUCCUUUUUCCCCCUGUACCAUUUUCAGCAUUGAACAUUUUAGAAAAUGGUAUGAAGAUUCAUUAAUAGAGCCAAUGCUUCUUCAAGUGCCGCAGGCAGCAUGCUUCGCUCCUCCAGCUGACUGCCAGAGUCAGAAGUUAAAAUCCAUGCGGUGCAAUGUCAAGACGAUGUUUACCUUGAAUACAGCAUGUACUACUUGUGCUGCAGUGCCAAAAAUGUUGUGCCCAAGAGGCUGGUUAAAGACUACCCAAGGAUUAGGGGUGAGGGACUGCAGAUACUCUGUCAAGUUAGGAGAAAAUACACUUUCCCUGCCAGGGUGCCAUCACAUAUGUAAGAAGGAAAUUGAAGAGAAAAAGUGCUGUCCAGGAUUCUGGGGUACAGAGUGCUAUGAGUGCCCAGGUGGCUCUGAAAAUCCCUGCAAUGGCCAUGGGAGGUGCUUGGAUGGUAUGCAGCAAAACGGGACCUGCAUCUGCAAGGAGCAAUACAGUGGCUUUGCCUGCCAGAGUUGUCGAGAUGAAAAUCGUUUUGGCCCAGACUGUCAGUCAGUGUGUAACUGUGUGCACGGGGAAUGCAACAGCGGUGUCACUGGGAAUGGAAGCUGCACGUGCUACGGAGGCUACACUGGCCCCAGGUGUGACCAAGAAAUUUCCCUUUGCAAAGGUGUGACAUGUGACACCAACAGCGAAUGUGUGGUGAGGGAUGGGACAGCAGUGUGUGACUGCAAGCUGGGCUACAGAAAACAGGGGAGCACUUGCCAAGCUCAGGAUCCUUGUGCUCCUUCUCCAUGCUCCCCCUUUGCUGUAUGUAAAGCUCUAGGAACACGAGGGUAUCAGUGUACCUGCAAAGAAGGAUUUCAAGGAGAUGGGAAGAUUUGCCAGCCCAUAAACCCUUGUGUUGACAGCAAUGGAGGCUGCCCAGAAAACUCUACUGUUUGUGUUUACAGACGUCCAGGAGAGGCAGCUUGUGUUUGCAAGCCUGGGAUGAGUAGGAGAACUCUUUCGUCCGAGUGCUCUGUAUUUCCCAACGAUUGUCGGCAGUAUUAUUGCGACGUGACUUCCACGUGUGAAAUUAAUUCUCAGGGGAAUCCUAGCUGUGUGUGUAAAGAAGGGGAGAUUGGAGAUGGGAGAAGUUGCUAUAAAGAUCUCUUGAGUGAGAUAAAUCAGCAUAAUCUGAGAGGAAGAUUUGCUAGGAAAUUAAGCGUCGCCAAGAAAAUGUUUGCUUCUGGUUGCUCAACGUUGCUGACUAAGUAUGGGCCCUUCACAGUCUUUGUACCAUCCCUUCUUCCCAUUCAUGAUAGAAUGGAAUUUAAUGAUAGCACUGCUGAGCUGUUGUGCAGAAUGCACAUUGUUCCUGGCCUGCAUUUGGUAGAAGACAUGAUAAAAGCCAAGACGAUGUGGACCUUGUCAGGACAUCGGCUAACAUUCACUAGUCAGACAUACAUCAAAUCAUUUCGAUAUCAAGACCUGCCAGGGGAACUGUACAACAUUCUGCAGUCAAACCUGCCAGCAGCCAAUGGCAUCAUGCAUGUGGUUAACACCCUAAGGAAAAAACCCAGCACUGACAACCUCAGAAACCCACAGAAAACCAUUGGGGAGAUCAUUGCUUCAAUGGAGAUCUUCAGCAGGUUUGAAACUAUAUUGGAGAACUGUGGCCUACCUGCAAUACUGGAUGGACCAGGCCCCUUUACUGUAUUUGUGCCCAGCAAUGAUGGUGUGGAUAAACUGAGAGACGGAAGACUCAUUUAUCUUUUCACAGAGGGCAUAAAUAAGCUUCAGGAACUUGUGAAACACCAUAUCUACACUUCAGCAGCGGUGACUGUAGAGAAACUGAUAAUGAUGCCACACAUAGUUACUAUGGCUAACCAGAUACUUACCAUCAACAUCAGUGCAGAUGGAAGAAUUCUGAUGGAUGAAUCAGGGAUCCCCUUAAACAUGAGAGACAUUGUGGCAUCAAAUGGUAUUAUUCAUACCUUGGAUGGCAUCUUCAUCCCUCCUUCAAUAAUUCCCAUUUUGCCUCACAGAUGCAAUGAAGAGCAACAUAAAAUUGUGAUGGGCUCUUGUGUGGAUUGUGAGGCCCUCAACAACAGCAUUUGCCCACCUGGCAGCAAGGAAAUGGAACCAAUGCUCUUCCCAAAAGAAUGUGUCUACAUCCAUGAUCCACAAGGCCUGAAUGUCCUGAAGAAGGGUUGCGCCAGGUACUGCAAUCAAACCAUCACGAAACCUGGAUGCUGCAAAGGGUUCUUUGGUCCAGACUGUAUGCCAUGCCCAGGGGGAUUUUCCAGUCCAUGCUAUGGCCGGGGAAAUUGCAGUGAUGGCAUACAAGGGAAUGGCAACUGUCACUGCUUUGAGGGUUUCAAAGGAAUAGCCUGCCACAUCUGCUCAAACCCAAACAAGCACGGCGAGAACUGUGACGAAGAUUGUGGUUGUGUCCAUGGUGUCUGUGACAACAGGCCUGGAAGUGGUGGUGUGUGUCAGUCCUGGUCCUGUAAGGAAGGCUAUACUGGGAAAUUCUGUGACAAGACGUCCAAGAACUGUGGCCCGAGUGGUCUGUCCCAGUACUGCCACCAGAACGCUGUCUGCAGCCUCAACGACACAGCAAGGUGCAUCUGCAUGGAUGGAUACGAAGGUGAUGGUUUUUCCUGCCAGCCCAUAGACCUGUGCAGUCAGCCAGAGCGGGGAGGCUGUUCACAGAAUGCCCUGUGCACCAGUACAGGCCCUGGCACUGCCACCUGCCAGUGCAAUGUGGGCUGGACAGGGGAUGGGAAAGUAUGUGUGGCUAUAGACAACUGCGUGCUGGAGAGCAGAGGGAACUGCCACCUCAAUGCUGACUGUGUUUACAUCGGCCCAGGCCAGACUGCAGCACUGAAAACCAUAUGCAGCUGCCCAGAUAGUCCACGGAGGGACUACCUGGGCCAAAAGUCUAUAAAAGUGAACUGUCUCUUUCUUGCAACUGUGUCUGUUUUUUAUGCUGGCGAUGGCCACAGCUGUGAUGCAAUCAACCCAUGCCUCAUGGACAAUGGUGGCUGCCAUGACUUGGCUACGUGUGUACCCCUUGGAGGAGGAGAGAGAUCCUGUGUUUGCUCUGAAGGCUACACUGGGGAUGGCAUGACAUGCUACGGGGACAUUCUAAAAGAGCUGGCCAGAAAUUCCCACUUUGCAGACUUCUAUGACUGGGUUAAGAAAUCUCUGUUCAGCAUCCCAGCAGGAACCAAUGUCACUGUCCUGGUGCCAUCAGAGGCAGCUGUCAAGAACUUGAACAACACUGAGAAAGAUUUCUGGUUGACCCCUUACAUGCUGCCAUUUUUAGUCAGGGCCCACUUUCUUGAAGGUGUCUUCACUGCUGAAAAGCUCAAAAAGUACGACAGGCCAGAAUUACCCACUCUCAACCCACAGACCAGAUGGCAGAUAAACACCACGAAUGGCGUAUUUAGCAUCCAAAAUGCAAGUAUAGUCGUCAGUGACAUUCCUGCCACCAAUGGCAUCAUCCAUGUCCUCAGUAAGGUUUUGUUGCCACCUUCAGAAGAUAUCCCACCAAGUCCUCCUGGUCUGCAGGAACAGCUUGAGACCGUUGCCUCAUUCAGCAUAUUCAAGGAGUUACUAGAGGAAUACCAGCUCAUUGGGAAGAUUGAGUCUUCUGAAAAAUACACAGUUUUUGUUCCUGGAAACAAUUCUGUUGAGGAGUACUGCCGUGCUGCCAAUGUGACUCAGCUGGACAAUGAGACAGUGCAGUACCACAUUGUACUGGGAGAGAAGCUCUUGCCCACAGACUUGAGAAGUGGAAUUCAUAAGAACAGCAUGCUAGGGCUCUCCUACUGGCUAAUGUUUUACCAAAACGGCACCCAGAAGUUUGUCAAUAAUAUUCCUUUGGAUGGGAAAUUCCUGGAGACGAAGAAUGGCAUGCUGGUCGGGGUGUCACAGGUGCUGCAGAUACACAAGAAUCGAUGCACUGCCAAUACCACCACCAUACAAAAGUCAAGAUGCGGCAAGUGUGAGAAGGGGAUCAAGUGUCCGUCUGGAUCAGUUCUUGUGGAAUUGCCAGGCAGCAAGAACCUCCCUCGCUGCCAAUUGCGCUCUGGGGAUGCACUUGGCUGCCAUUUCACCUGUGCCAAAGUUUCUCUGAGGUCUGUCUGCUGCCCCGGCUACUAUGGACACAUGUGUGAGAUGUGCCCAGGGAAGCCAGGCCAGUGGUGCUCUGGGAACGGGGAAUGCCAGGAUGGCAUUGAGGGCAGUGGAGAGUGCCGAUGCCAGGAGGGCUUCCAUGGAACUGCCUGUGAAAUGUGUGAAGUGGGACGAUACGGGACUGACUGCAAAUCAGAAUGUGCCUGUGACAAUGGCAUAUGUAACGAUGGACUGCAAGGGGACGGGAGCUGCGAGUGCUUCCCAGGGUGGAAGGGCCCUACCUGCCAUGAAAGAAUCAAGAUCGACUUAUGCAAUAACACUUGCCAUCAAAUGGCCAACUGCCUCAACAGUUCCACAGAUUCCCUACCUGUGUGCAUCUGCUCUGCUGGAUACACAGGGAACGGGACCCAUUGCACUGAAAUAGAUCCAUGCACUAUCGAUCACGGUGGCUGCUCCGUGCACGCUGUGUGUACUAAGGUGUCCCCAGGAGAGAGAACCUGUGUCUGUAAGGAAGGCUACGCCGGGGAUGGGACACUCUGCUUGGAAAUCGAUCUCUGUCUCGAAAACAACGGUGGCUGCCACACCAACGCAGAGUGCAUCAAAACAGGCCCGAAGAAGGUUGCCUGCAACUGUCUUCCUGGUUACAGUGGGGAUGGUGUGAGCCAGUGCAACCCCAUCAACUUGUGUGAACAGAACAAUGGAGGCUGCAGUCCCUUUGGGCUCUGCAGGUACACAGGCCCUGGCACUCGGAACUGCUCCUGCUCUUGGCACAGUAUCGGAGAUGGCUUCACCUGCCGUGGCAAAGUGCAUCAGGCAGAAAGCAUCAAAGAACUCAGUGGGGCAGGGCCUUUCACUGUCUUCGUCCCACAGGCAGAUUUCAUAGGAAACACCACAACGUUUGAGGAGUGGAAGAGCAGAGGUCUUCUCCGGGACCUGCUUCGCUACCACAUGGUGGGCUGCCAGAAAUUGCUCUCCAGUGACCUGGAAGACCAGCAGUCCCUUACAUCUUUAUCUGGCCACAAAAUAAAUAUCACAGUGAAUGAGAAUAGCAUCUAUCUCAAUGAGGAGGCCAAAGUGGUCAUGAGUGACAUCAUUGGCGUGAAUGGGGUCAUUCAUUUCAUCAACCAGAUCCUCAUUCCAAGUGACCUGGUGGACCGUAACAUUUCCUCAAAGCUCUCACAGUUGUUUGCUUUCCUUCCUCUGCAGCAGAACAUUGUAGAAGUGGCAGAGGCCUUUGGGUACACCAUUUACAGCAAGCUGCUGAAGGUGAGUGAGCUGCUGCCACUGGUUAAUAACCUCAGGCAUGGACCCUUCACCAUGCUGUGGCCCACAGAUGCUGCAUUUGAUGCUGUCCCAGAGAACAGGCAGAAGUGGCUGUACCGCAGAGAGCAUCGGGACACACUGGCCUCCUACCUCAAAGCACACAUGAUCUGGAAUGCAAAGAUUGUUGCUGGUAAUGUGCCCCAAGUUGAAAAAUUACGGACCAUGCACGGCUCCACUGUCUCAUUCAGCUGCAGCAAAACCCAUGUGGGGGAGAUACUGGUGGGGAACGGCGAGGCCACCAUCAUCCAGAGGCACAUGGAAUUCAAUGGGGGCAUUGCUUAUGGCAUCGAUAGGCUGUUGGAGCCACCGGAUUUGGGAUUUCGGUGUGACGAGUUCAGCUUUGUUGAGCUACAGGCAUCUAGAGAGAGCUGUGGACUCUGUGGCUUCGAGCCACGCUGCCCUGCUGGCUUCGUUCAACGGGGGGAAACCAGGAGCUGCUACUAUUAUGAAAACCAUCUGCUGAGAAACACUUUUCUGCCUCACCGCAACCCCUUGGUGCCACGGUCGUGGUACUCCCCGUGGGAGCCCUUCAGAAGACACUUCUCUUCCAGGGGGCCUCUGAGAAGAGGCUGCAGGAGGAUCUGUGUUUCCAGCCAGUGGGUCCCACAGUGCUGUGCCAACCGCUAUGGCCGUGACUGUCAGGCAUGCCCAGGGGGGCUGGAGGCGCCGUGCAGUAACCGUGGUACCUGCGAUGACAGAAUCGGUGGCUCAGGGAGGUGCAACUGCAGCCAGGCCUUCCUCGGGACCAGCUGCGAGCUGUGCGCGCCGGACAGAUACGGACCCGAGUGCCGAGAGUGUAAUUGUACCGAGAACGGUGUGUGCAAUGCAGGGCUGCACGGCGACGGCUUCUGCUUCUGUGCUGAGGGCUGGACUGGAGAUCGCUGCGAAAUCCGACUAGUGCUGACACCCACCUGCUCUCCACCGUGCCACCCCCAGGCCGUCUGCCGCGCCAACAACCUCUGCGAAUGCAACCUGCACUACGAAGGGGAUGGGAGAACGUGCUCAGUGAUUGACAUGUGUGGGCAGGACAACGGGGGCUGUGCCAGGCACGCGCACUGCACGCAGGUGGGCGUCAAUGUCUCCUGUGCCUGCGCUCCCGGGUACACGGGCGACGGCUACGUCUGCGACCCCAUAGACAGGUGUGCAGAUGGCAGGAAUGGGGACUGCAGCCAGCACGCCAACUGCAUCAGCACCGGCCCGAACGAGCGGCGCUGCGAGUGCAAGCAGGGCUAUGUGGGUGAUGGGAUCCAGUGCCUGGAACAGGUUGUGCCCCCCACGGAUCGGUGCCUGGAAGACAACGGGCAGUGCCAUCGGAAAGCUAUCUGCACCGACCUGCACUUUCACGAUAAGACUAUGGGCGUGUUCCACCUGCAGUCACCCCGAAAAAAGUACGACUUCACUUACGAGCAGGCUCAGGCAGCCUGUGCCGCAGAAGGUGCUUCCCUGGCCACGUUCCAGCAGCUCUCAGCAGCACAGCAGAUGGGAUUUCACCUGUGCUUGGUGGGUUGGCUGGACAAUGGCACAGCUGGAUACCCCACGGCCUACCCCAACCCCAGCUGUGGGUCCAACCAUGUGGGCAUCGUGGACUAUGGCUCCCGAAGCAACCUAAGUGAGACUUGGGAUGCCUUCUGCUACCGGGAAAAAGACCUGACUUGCACGUGCCGUGACGGGUUCGUGGGAGAUGGGUACUGGUGCAGCGGCAAACUCCCCGAUGUGCUCGCAGACCACGACCGCUUCUCCAUCUUCUACUCCAUGUUGCUCGAUUUUGCCAAUGACACAGAAGGACUGGAUUUUUUCAUGUAUUUGUCUGAUGACUCCAGUCCCAAAACCCUCUUUGUCCCUCUGAAUUCUGGUUUUGCAGACAAUGAGACACUGACAGGAGAAGAACUGAAGCUCCAUGUGUCAUCCAGCAAUGUUGUCCUCUUCAGCUACAACCUCACAACAGGCACCAUCAUCCCUUCCCAGUCAGGAUAUGCCCUCCACGUAUCCGACCUCCCAGCAGGCAACAGCACAGAGCACUCAGACGCCAAGGGCAUCAAUGACACGAUGAUUGUGGAGUGGGACAUCAUAGCCUCCAACGGCAUCAUUCACGCGAUUGCGGAGCCGCUGAGGAUCCCCCCGCCCCGCGUGCAGCUGGGGCAG